This is a messenger RNA of Knipowitschia caucasica, 876 nucleotides long. The record is from the annotation of a GenBank genome assembly. NCBI's taxonomy places the organism in Eukaryota, Metazoa, Chordata, Actinopteri, Gobiiformes, Gobiidae.
AUGUCUAAGUUAGAGUUGGAGACUCCCGUCCGUUACCUGAAAACUCUGCUGCUGCCCGUGAACGUCCUGGUGGUGGCUGUGAUCGUGUGGAGGACGCUGCAGGACGUGGUGAUGGUCCUGAGAGGCGGAGCCAAAGAGGAGGUGUCUGAAGAACCAGGGUCAGACAUGGAAGCAAGAGGAGAGCUGGUAUACCACAGUCUGCAGCUGGGAGCCUUCCUGGUCCUGGCUCUUCUCAUCAUGAGGCUGAAGCUCUUCCUCACUCCUCACAUGUGCAUCAUGGCCUCUCUGCUCUGCUCCAAACAGAUGUUUGGGUGGGUGGCAGAGCGGUCGAAGCAGCAGAUGGCAGUGUCCUGUAUCCUGGUCGUCAUGGCGAUACAGGGCGUGUCCAACCUUCAGUCUCAGUGGAGCAUCAUCGGAGAGUUCAGCAACAUGCCUCAGGAGGAGCUGCUGGAGUGGAUCCAGGACAACACCCCCCACAAUGCUGUGUUUGCUGGUGCAAUGCCCACCAUGGCCAGUGUGAAGCUGUCCACAGGGAGACCCAUCGUCAACCACCCGCACUAUGAAGACGCUGGUCUCAGAGAGAGAACCAAGCUGGUCUACUCCAUGUAUAGCCGCAUGUCGGGAGAGACCGUGACCAGGAACCUGCAGAAGCUCGGAGUGGACUACUUUGUCCUGGAGGACUCAUGGUGCACCAGGAGGACCAGGCCGGGCUGCAGUAUGCCUGAGAUCUGGGACGUGGAGGACCAGGAGAACGUGGGUAAAGUGCCGCUGUGCUCUGUCCUCAGCAGGAGCUCUCAGCCGCACUUCACCACCGUCUUUACCAACGACAUCUACAAAGUGCUCAAAGUCUCUACACACCAGAGACUGGACAGAUAA